GAGCGGCGGAAGCAGCUGGCUCGCACGGGGACGGAGGAGGGGGAGAGUUGUGAAGAUGGCGGCAGUGGUGGAGGUGGAGGUUGGAGGAGGUGCUGCCGGGGAACGGGAGCUAGAUGAGGUUGAUAUGUCAGACCUCUCUCCAGAAGAGCAAUGGAGGGUUGAGCAUGCACGCAUGCAUGCCAAGCACCGUGGCCACGAAGCCAUGCACGCUGAAAUGGUCCUCAUCCUCAUCGCUACUUUGGUGGUGGCCCAGCUGCUCCUGGUGCAGUGGAAACAGAGGCACCCCCGCUCCUACAAUAUGGUGACCCUCUUUCAGAUGUGGGUUGUUCCCCUCUAUUUCACAGUGAAGCUGCACUGGUGGCGGUUCCUAGUGAUCUGGAUCUUGUUCUCUGCUGUCACGGCUUUUGUCACCUUCCGAGCCACCCGGAAACCACUAGUACAGACAACCCCAAGGUUGGUUUAUAAGUGGUUCCUGUUGAUCUAUAAAAUCAGCUAUGCCACUGGCAUUGUUGGCUACAUGGCUGUCAUGUUUACCCUCUUUGGUCUCAAUUUAUUAUUCAAGAUCAAACCAGAAGAUGCCAUGGACUUUGGCAUUUCUCUCCUCUUCUAUGGCCUCUACUAUGGAGUUCUUGAGCGAGAUUUUGCAGAGAUGUGUGCAGACUACAUGGCGUCUACCAUAGGGUUCUACAGCGAGUCGGGCAUGCCUACCAAACACCUCUCGGACAGUGUGUGUGCCGUGUGUGGGCAGCAGAUCUUUGUGGAUGUCAGUGAAGAGGGCAUCAUCGAGAACACAUACAGGCUGUCUUGCAAUCAUGUAUUCCAUGAGUUCUGCAUCCGUGGCUGGUGCAUCGUGGGAAAGAAGCAGACGUGUCCCUACUGCAAAGAGAAGGUAGACCUCAAGAGGAUGUUCAGCAACCCCUGGGAGAGGCCUCACGUCAUGUACGGGCAACUGCUGGAUUGGCUUCGAUAUUUGGUAGCCUGGCAGCCUGUCAUCAUUGGCCUGGUACAAGGCAUCAACUAUGUCCUGGGCCUGGAAUAGUCAGGAAGAAGAGCAUCCGUCUGCUAUGGACCUCAGGGCACUCUCCUCCCUGCCCUCCAAGAUGAGCUGGGUGGGAAAGACUCAAAAGGGGCACUUGGGCCACUCAGUACCCCUCUGGCUGUGCCCGGGCUGGGGAGGGAGAUGGUGGAGAGCCAGCCAGUGGGGCUGUCAGCAGUGGGGGCUUUUUAAAAGAAAACUAUUUUGAUGAAUAUAUUUAAAACCUUUUUUAUUGUGGAGCAUAGGAAUUGCCCCCAACUCUUCCAGGCCUUGCCUUCCUUGUUUGAGCAGGGCGGGAGCAGAGCCACAUUUUUGAUUUAAAGGAGCCUUCUCAUCUCCGGCUGAGAGCCUCAGCCGCCCCACCCCUGCCCCCCGCCCUUCCUUCCCUCUGUGGGGUGCCGGCCUGGUUUACUCUGUGUGGGAGAGCCCAUGGGCUCUGCCUGGUACCACAGAUACACACUGAUGGGGGGUGAGGUGUCUUCCUUCCUCCCUUUCUGGGCCCCUCAGUCGGUGUUGUGUCAACUCUGUCUUCCCUUGUCCAGGACCCAUUGACUGGUUGAUGCAAGUGGAGCCUAGUCCUGACUUUUGCAGGGAGGGAUGCCCUGGGAUCUCACAGUUCACCGAGGAUUUGUCUGGGGGAAACCCAAAGCAGCAGCAGUUUGGGUAACAUGCCCCCAGCAAAGACCAGAGUCUCUCUGUGUGUAGUUGGGCCAUGGGAACUACUGUUGGCAGCAGUGAUUGAAGGCCUCUUGUGCAAUCUGACCCUUCAGCCCGGAAGUGGUGACACGCACCAAAGGCCACUCUGCCACGUCACUUCCUUCCCGGAAAGCCUGCGUGAGGGUGUGCAUGUGCGUCUGUUCGUGUGUGGCAGUAGAACUGUGACAGAUAGGACUUCUCCCUAUCGUCAGACAGUGUUCCCUUGAAGCUGCCAGGGGAUUCCCAGCCCAGGGAAUAUCCCUCUGUCAACUUCCACGUUCAUGGGUCCUGCCUGAGCCUGGUCACAGGAAUAAUGGUGGGUAUGAAGAGAAGAGGGCAAGAUCCAGGCAAGUGUGGGUUCUAAAAAGGUUCCAGGUAGGCCCUAGCUCUGGCCCUAGGAGUUUUGAAGGAAGUGGGAGGGCAAACAUGGGCCUUCAGCACUGGGUUCCUAGGGAAUGUGGCCCAGCGGGGCCUGCCUUCAAGUGCAGCAAGAGCCAAGCAGGAUCUUGUCACUCCAUUCUGAAUAAAGCUCCAUGAGCUGGGUUGGAAAGCUGAA
This is a messenger RNA of Lontra canadensis (Northern American river otter), 2288 nucleotides long. RefSeq names its product ring finger protein 121 (gene RNF121). Gene Ontology annotation, cellular component: Golgi membrane; endoplasmic reticulum membrane. The record is from RefSeq and is a predicted model, not a curated record. Bases 56 to 1039 code for a protein of 327 amino acids. Gene Ontology annotation, molecular function: ubiquitin protein ligase activity; metal ion binding. The transcript is spliced from 9 exons. Lineage: Eukaryota; Metazoa; Chordata; Mammalia; Carnivora; Mustelidae.